UGCAGACAGCCCGGCUUCCUGCGCGCCGCGGGCCUUGAAGGACCCAAGCGACGGCCGUACCUUAGGGCCCGGUGGACGAGGCGGCAGCGGUGGCGGGGGCUUUUAAGACUGACUUGCACUGGUUACCUGUGGAACGCAUUUAGCUGGCCGCCCUCGCCGCACUGGCUGAUAGUUGUGCAGGCGGCGCCAUGUCUGUGAGCGAGAUCUUCGUGGAGCUGCAGGGCUUUUUGGCUGCCGAGCAGGAUAUCCGGGAGGAAAUCCGAAAAGUUGUACAGAGUUUAGAACAAACAGCUCGAGAGAUUUUAACUCUACUGCAAGGGGUCCAUCAGGGUGCUGGAUUUCAAGACAUUCCAAAGAGGUGUUUGAAAGCUCGAGAACAUUUCGGUACUGUAAAAACACACCUAACAUCAUUGAAGACCAAGUUCCCUGCUGAACAGUAUUACAGAUUUCAUGAGCACUGGAGGUUUGUUUUGCAGCGCUUGGUCUUCUUGGCAGCAUUUGUUGUGUACUUGGAAUCAGAAACACUAGUGACUCGAGAAGCAGUUACAGAAAUUCUUGGCAUUGAGCCUGAUCGGGAGAAAGGAUUUCAUCUGGAUGUAGAAGAUUAUCUCUCAGGAGUUCUAAUUCUUGCUAGUGAACUGUCAAGGCUGUCUGUCAACAGUGUGACUGCUGGAGACUACUCCCGGCCCCUUCACAUCUCCACCUUCAUCAACGAGCUGGAUUCUGGGUUCCGCCUUCUCAACCUGAAAAACGACUCCCUGAGGAAGCGCUAUGACGGCCUGAAGUAUGAUGUGAAGAAAGUAGAGGAGGUGGUCUAUGAUCUCUCCAUCCGGGGCUUCAAUAAAGAGACAGCAGCAGCUUGUGUGGAGAAAUAGGCUCUUCCCUGACCCGGCCCUGCGGACCUCCCAGUUGCCAGGGAGGGUGAGCUCAGUGCCGCUCACCGUAGUUACGAUGCCCUGUUGCUAAGCACCAUGCUGUAUUUUCUUAGCCAGUUGUGUGCUGUAUGUAUCAGAAUGGAAACACUUUUUUGGGGGUAAAAGUACAGCCUUUACAAAGACAGAUUUUUCUUUGUUGUUUCAGUGAAUUUGCUCUGUAAUUCAGUAUACUUUAGUUCUGUCAAAAAGUGUAAAUGUCAGUCUCUUGGUAAAGUUCAUUUCUUGCUUACCCCAAUGCUGUUGAUGUACUGAUUGAAAAGUUUGUUGUCUUGUUUGUGAUUCUUCCAGAAGUGAUCCUUGAUAUUUUCUAUAUCCAGAUUAGACUUUCAUACACAGGUCUAGUCUGGAUACGGUAUGAAAAUAGAUAAUUAAAAAGGAUGGUGACCAAGCAAAUGACACUUAUUUUAUAUUUUCCUUCCUUAUUUUAAACCUGGUGAGUAAAUCAGAUGUUUAAAUUUUUUGCAAGGGAGUUUUAGCUCUAGGGUUCUCUCUCACUGCCAUCAAAAUAUAGAAUUAAUUUGCAAAGUCAAGUUCAACCUUAUUUUGGGAAGUUUUUAUAUUAAGGGAUUGAGUAACACCUUACCAUUUGGCUCUAUUUACCAGGUGCCUGGGUUAGGGCUUAGUGUUUUAAAACACCUCUGUUUCCUGAUGUUGCCUUAACGUUUUGCUAUUGCAAGCAAUUACAAAUUGUUUUCACACACAUCUUGAACUAACAUUUCAUAUGAUAUAUUUCUAAGAUAGGAAACCUUUUUCCUAGUAGCCAGUGAGACUGUUUAGUCUGGGAGUACAAGGCCACCCAGUCAAGUUUUUAGCAAUACCCUGACUGGUAUGUUCUGAGAGGAAAAUGCGGGGCUUUGUCUGGGAGAAACAAAACCUUGGAUUAAGAAAACAAAAUGCACUGAUUUGGUAAUGUUUUUUAGACUAGGCAAUUUCAAGUUGUUGAUGACUCUCCCAACAGUCAGGUUUUAGAUUUACAGUUUUGGGGAAGUCACAAACAUUCUAUUGGCACCCGCCUCCCUCUCCCCAUUUUUAGGUAGUACUAGUAUAAGAAUACUUGCCAUGUCAUUUUUGCUGUUGAGUUGAAGUUAUUAAAAUGGUGACAAUCCACAAUGUUGUGGAGUCCACUGAAAGGAAAGUGCUAGUGUUUCCAGAAUAAUCUGAAGUAUUUAGAUGUAUCACCCUUUCGUGCCUGAUACCAGUUUGGGCUUUCUGUUUGUACAGUGGGAAAUCUGACAUUGCCAUCAGAGCUUUUAUCAGGCUGAGUUAAGGACCAAAGUUUCCAUCCUGAGGAAAGCAAUAGAAAUGCAUAAACUGCGAUGCAUUGUUGGAUUUUAGAAAACUUUUCUUGACAGCUCUUCCUGCAGAAGCGUUUGUAGAAAGAAAGGUGUUAGGAUCUUGAACGCGCCUCAGAUGGGCAUCUGCAAUGAGUGGCUUCCUGGAUUGAGCAUAAAAGGCUUUUCAUUACAUGGUGACGCACAGUCAGUUUGAUGACAGUUCUCUUUGCCUUUUUAAGUAUCGAUUCUGCUUGAGAAUAUUAAAUUUCUUGGUAGAAGUUGUGGAUUUCAGUUUUAACAAAUAUUCUAAGUGUAAGAACACUGUCUUAUAAAGCUCCCUUUGAGAAUG
Molecule: messenger RNA, 2558 nt
Organism: Rhinolophus ferrumequinum (greater horseshoe bat)
Lineage: Eukaryota; Metazoa; Chordata; Mammalia; Chiroptera; Rhinolophidae
Gene: TSN
Product: translin
Exons: 6
Coding region: 189-875 (228 amino acids)
Biological process (GO): RNA metabolic process
Cellular component (GO): nucleus; cytoplasm
Molecular function (GO): RNA binding; single-stranded DNA binding; sequence-specific DNA binding
Source: RefSeq, a predicted model, not a curated record